AUGGCAUAUGGAGCACUUGCUGGUCUUCGUCCCAUAAAUGGCUUGUACACCUCGUUCUUCCCCGUCCUGGCCUAUUUCUUCUUUGCCACUUCUCGACACAAUUCAAUUGGCACGUUUUCCCUGGCUUCUCUCCUCUUCUCUGAGCCCAUAAAUCGUCUGACCCUUCAAUAUUAUAAUCCGCGUCAUCCCAGCAAUAGUACAGCUAUGUCAGAUGAGGAGUACGCCUUCCGACUGGAUUUGGCCUUGACACUUGCCUUUUGUGUCGGAGUAUUGCAGAUUAUCAUGGCAUUGCUUCAAGUUGGAUUCUUGGCUGCCUACCUUUCUGGUCCACUGAUAAGCGGUUUCAUGUGCGCUUCUGCAUUUCAUGUUGUGGCGAGUCAGUUUAAUUACCUCUUUGGAAUCAAACUGCCUCGUGUGUAUGGUCCAGGAAACUUACUUCUCAAAUUUUACAACUUGUGCACGCAUAUAACUGAAGCGAAUGUUGCCACGGUUGUCAUCUGCAUCAUCUGUAUUGUCGUGCUGCAUGUGUUCAGGAUGUACAUAAAUCCUUUCUUCCGAAGGAAAUUGAAGUUUCCGAUCCCAGUGGAGCUGAUGCUCGUAAGUGUACACUUGCAGCUGAUUGUAUUGCGUCACAAUUGUUAA
Molecule: messenger RNA, 642 nt
Organism: Echinococcus granulosus
Lineage: Eukaryota; Metazoa; Platyhelminthes; Cestoda; Cyclophyllidea; Taeniidae
Product: Sulfate anion transporter
Exons: 4
Coding region: 1-642 (213 amino acids)
Biological process (GO): transmembrane transport
Cellular component (GO): membrane
Molecular function (GO): sulfate transmembrane transporter activity; bicarbonate transmembrane transporter activity; oxalate transmembrane transporter activity
Source: RefSeq, a predicted model, not a curated record